AUGUCUCACCAUAAUAUUGAUGAUAGUAACUCUUCUUCUAGUAGUUCUGAACAAUCAGAAGGAGAAGAAGAAUUCGACGAAGAGGAUGAAGACGAAGAUGAAUAUGAACAAGAAUGUCCUACAACCGGAAUGAAACAUCCUCCUCAAGUAAAUUCAUACGGAGAUGCUUUAAAGCCAGGAAAAGAUGCACUUCAUUGGGGGGUUUUGAGGCCAUUUGAUUCAUCAUAUCCAGGUAUUGAUUUAUAUGGAAGUAAAAUGUAUAUUGGACAACAUUCCUUUAAUUAUGUAUUAGAGAAUGUAGGUGUAGAAAUUUGUAUAUCAUAUAUUCAUCCAGGAGAAGCUUCAUUAGAAAUCACUUCAUCUAAUGGAUUUGUUUAUAUUAAUCAACGAACAGUUAGAAAAGGAGAUAAAGUUGUAUUAAAAGAAGAAGAUGAAAUUGGAUUUUAUUAUUCAAAGACAUAUGUGUUUACAUUAUUCUUUGAUGAAAAACCACAAAUGUGUUUAAUUGAUGAAAUAAAAACAAAUCAAGGAAUUACAGUAUUUAACAAAGAACAACCAAUUCAAAAAAUGGUUUUCCCUGAAAUUAAAACUCCAAUUAAGCCAAUAUCACAAGCAGAAGUACUUGAAGCUAUUUUCAAAAAAUUUGGAAGAAAUAGAAUUAGUCAAGACGUUGAAGGAAAAUUUUUAAGAAAAGAAAUGAAUAAAGCUACAUUAAAAUUUUUAAGACCAUGUGAAAUUGAAGCAUUAAAAUAUACAUGUGAAAUACCAUUUGUUCAUCCUGAAUUAAUUAAAUUUACUAAAUCUAUUACGAGUUUGUAUCGUACAUUAUUACUCACUAUUCCUAAAGGAGGUAUGAAACAUUUAUCACGUGUUGUUCAUGCAUUGGCUGAUGAGUACGAUGUUCCUAUGUUAGAAAUUAAUUACGAUACACUUGGAAUGACUAUGGAUGCAAAGUCUCAAGAAAGAAAACAAUUUUAUGCAGGUCAAUUAGUUCAAUUUAUUGGAAAAGGAAAAAGACAAAGAGAUUUUGUAGAUGAUAUUGAAUUAGGGACAAAAGGAGUUGUACUAUAUGUUAAAGAUUCUCAUGCAGCAGUUAAUUUUGAUUAUUUUAAUAAAACAGUCGCAUGUUUUGUUGAUAUUGAGUAUUUAGGAAAUAUUGAUGAAGAAAUACCAGAUACUGACCAAAGAGUUAUUGGUAAGUUAGAUGAAAUUAUUGACAUGUAUGGAAGAAAAAAUAGUUCAGAAGAUAAGAAAGGAAAAAUGAUAAUUUUAAUUAACAAUAUUUCAUCUAUGAAUGAUAACAUACAAUUAAUGAGUGAUUUUAAAUCUUAUUUAAGGGCAUUUCAAUACUCUGAUAAAAAUGCUAUUAUUAUUGGAACUAUGGUCACACCUCCUCCUCCAUCAAAAUCACAGUCAGGACCUCAAAUGGAUCAAUCAUUAUGUAUGUUGGGUGUUAAAGAAUUUAGGUUUGAAACUAUUCCUUUUAGUAAAGCUACAAAGGAUCAACAAAAAGAUUUAAAUAAUAUUUCAAAAUUAUUUGGUAAUGUAUUAAAGUUCUCACCACCAACUGGAGAACUUGAACGUUCUUGGAAAGCUUUAGUUAAUGAAGAUGCCAAAAUGGAAAAGAUUGCAAAAAAUAGAGAAAUGAUAAUCGCACAAACAACAGCUUUAAGAAUUAAAUUACUUCAAUACCCAGGAGAAGAAAUGACUGAAAGUUAUACACCAGAACAAAUAGAAAAAGCUAUUGGAAUAGCAAUUGAAGAAGCAAGGAGUAGUACUGGAAUUGCAAAUGAAUUAAGCAAAGAGCAAAUUGCACAUGGAUUAAACACUGUUAGAGAAAAGAAAAAUAUUGAUAUUGAAGAAAUGGAAACAGAUAAUGAAUUUGAAAAGAAAUUAUUAUCAGACGUUAUUAGAGCAGAUGAUAUUAAUGUGUCAUUUGAUGAUAUUGGAGCAUUGGAUGAUGUAAAAGAAGUAUUAAACGAAACUAUUACAUUACCAUUAAAACGGUCAGAAUUGUUUUUCUCUAAGUUAACACAAGGAGCUAAAGGAGUGUUAUUAUUUGGACCACCAGGAACAGGAAAGACUAUGUUAGCUAAAGCGGUUGCAACUGAAAGUAAAUCAAACUUUAUUAAUGUAUCAAUGUCAUCACUUGGAUCAAAAUGGUUUGGAGAAGCUGAGAAGUAUGUUAAAGCAUUAUUUACGUUAGCCUCUAAAUUGUCUCCAUGUGUUAUUUUUGUCGAUGAGGUGGAUGCUUUGCUUGGAAAACGUUCAAGUAGUGAACAUGAAGCAGUUAGAAAAAUGAAAAAUGAGUUUAUGUCAUUAUGGGAUGGGCUUAAAAGUAAAGAAAUGGAACGAGUAAUUGUAAUGGCAGCAACAAAUAGACCAUUUGAUUUAGAUGAUGCAGUGUUAAGAAGGUUAAGUAGAAGGAUUUUAGUUGAUCUUCCAAAUGAAACAAAUAGAGUGCUAAUCUUAAAAAAAAUUUUAAGAAGAGAAGACGUUGAGAAAGAUUUAAAUUAUUCUAUUAUUGCUCAACAAACAGAAGGAUUUAGUGGAAGUGAUUUAUUUGCAUUGGGACAAAUGGUAGCUAUGAGACCGAUCAAAGAGUAUUUAGCUAAAGAAGUAAAAGGACAAAAAAAAGAUAUGAAUCCCGUUUUAAGACCUUUAAGUACUCAAGACUUCUUAGAAGAAGUUAAAAAGAUAAAUCCUUCUGUUUCUAAAGACAGUAGUUCUUUGAAUGAAUUAAGAAGAUGGAACAGUCUUUACGGAGAAGGAGCAUCUACAGCAUCAACUAGUCUAAAAUAUUUCUUAUAA
This is a messenger RNA of Entamoeba dispar SAW760, 2811 nucleotides long. RefSeq lists its product as uncharacterized. NCBI's taxonomy places the organism in Eukaryota, Evosea, Mastigamoebida, Endamoebidae. Bases 1 to 2811 code for a protein of 936 amino acids. Gene Ontology annotation, molecular function: protein binding; ATP binding; ATP hydrolysis activity. Gene Ontology annotation, cellular component: mitochondrial outer membrane. The record is from RefSeq and is a predicted model, not a curated record. The transcript has a single exon.